GUUUUCGUUUAUGAACACUUACAAUUUGCAUUAUAUAAACCAAAACCUUUCUCUCAUCCAUCUUAAAUUUGAUUUCUCUACUCAAUGCUUUGUUCAUUUUUUGUUCGUUCCAUUAUACAGAUUUUACAGAUAGUUAUUAUUUUAUUUUUCUCUUGCGAAGACGUCCAAAAUGAUGCACGAAACCUAUUAAAGUAUACUGGAAAUAAUUUAAAGUUACCUGCUACUACGGAUGUGAACAUUGAAGAAAAACAUUUUGAAUGUGGAAUAUGCUCCAAACAGUUAACAACAAAUUAUUCUUUAACAAUACAUAUGAGAGUGCAUACUGGUGAAAAACCGUUUAAAUGUGAAAUUUGCACCAAACAGUUUUCAGCAAGCACAGGUUUAACUAGGCAUAUGAGAGUGCAUACUGGUGAAAAACCUUUCUCAUGCAAAAUAUGCACCAAACAGUUUUCAAGAAAACACGUUUUAAAACGGCAUAUGAGAGUGCAUACUGGUGAAAAACCAUUUGAAUGUGAAAUUUGCACCAAACAGUUUUCAACGAAACAAGUCUUAAAAUGGCAUAUGAGAGUGCACACUGGUGAAAAACUAUUUAAAUGUGAAAUUUGCACCAAACAGUUUUCAACGAAACAAGUCUUAAAUAUACAUAUCAGAGUGCAUACUGGUGAAAAACCAUUUGAAUGUGAAAUUUGCAGCAAACUGUUUUCAAGAAACACACAUUUAACUAGACAUAUGAGAGUGCAUACUGGUGAAAAACCGUUUAAAUGUGAAAUUUGCACCAAACAGUUUUCAGCAAACACAGAUUUUACUAGACAUAUGAGGGUGCAUACUGGUGAAAAACCUUUCUCAUGCAAAAUAUGCACCAAACAGUUUUCAAGGAAACACGUUUUAAAAUGGUAUAUGAGAGUGCAUACUGGUGAAAAACCAUUUGAAUGUGAAAUUUGCACCAAACAGUUUUCAACGAAACACACAUUUAACUAGACAUAUGAGAGUGCAUACUGGUGAAAACCCAUUUGAAUGUCAAAUUUGCAGCAAACAGUUUUCAGUGAAGGCUAAUUUAAAAUUACAUAUGAAAUUGCAUACUGGUGAAAAACCAUUUAAAUGUGAAAUUUGCACCAAACACUUUUGAAUGAAACAAGAUUUAAAAAGGCAUAUGGUAGUGCAUACUGGUAAAAAACCUUUCUCGUGCAAAAUAUGCUCCAAAAAGUUUUCACAAAGUUCUAGUUUAAGAGUACAUAUGAAAACACACACUUGUGAUUAGGAUAAGAUGGGCACACUCUAGAAAAAAAAAGAAUGUGUGUGUACUAUGUACUGUACGCACUUAAGAAGAUAUUCUUCUAUUAUAUAAUAGGUAAUUUAAACGAAGUAAAUAUACUUAAAAGGU
Messenger RNA from Diabrotica virgifera virgifera (western corn rootworm), 1381 nucleotides. RefSeq names its product gastrula zinc finger protein xLCGF3.1-like. The record is from RefSeq and is a predicted model, not a curated record. The transcript has a single exon. Gene Ontology annotation, biological process: regulation of transcription by RNA polymerase II. Gene Ontology annotation, molecular function: RNA polymerase II cis-regulatory region sequence-specific DNA binding; DNA-binding transcription factor activity, RNA polymerase II-specific. NCBI's taxonomy places the organism in Eukaryota, Metazoa, Arthropoda, Insecta, Coleoptera, Chrysomelidae. The coding region runs from base 85 to 978 and encodes 297 amino acids.